Molecule: messenger RNA, 510 nt
Organism: Acaulospora colombiana
Lineage: Eukaryota; Fungi; Glomeromycota; Glomeromycetes; Diversisporales; Acaulosporaceae
Source: the annotation of a GenBank genome assembly
AUGCAUCUUGCCGAGCCGCAAAACUCUUGGACCCACAUAGGCCUUACAGCGAUUAGGCAAAACUUUUCAACGUACCAACAUGAGGAAGGUCGACACUUGAACUUUAGAAGGAGAUUAGGACUUCCUGAGCGACGCCUGUCUUCCAAAAUACCGCCGGUUUUGCAGCAAAAUACUUCCUCCUCUGACCAGCCGGUAACGAGCGCCUCUGGUGUGGUCUCAAAUAAGAGAAAUUUGUUAUUCAAGCGUGCCCUGGAGCUGGUUUUUUACGAGCCUGCCCAGGUACCAAAUCUAGACCACGCGCAACGAGUCAUGAGGCUGAAACUUACAGAGGACUCCUGCUGGGAUUACUCGAGUAGCCGACGGGAUAUCUUGGCCGCUUUUGAUAUAGUAGCACAAAGAGAUCUAGAGGAGUCAGCUGCCGCCGUACUAGCCAAGCAGAUCAAGACCAAAUCUCGGUUGCGAACGAGAAGGAGAAAACAGGUCACCAACAAAAACCUCAUGGCCGGAUAA